Messenger RNA from Salarias fasciatus (jewelled blenny), 4488 nucleotides. It is a transcript of the gene fzd4, whose product is annotated as frizzled class receptor 4. Lineage: Eukaryota; Metazoa; Chordata; Actinopteri; Blenniiformes; Blenniidae. Gene Ontology annotation, cellular component: plasma membrane. The record is from RefSeq and is a predicted model, not a curated record. The coding region runs from base 323 to 1906 and encodes 527 amino acids. Gene Ontology annotation, molecular function: Wnt-protein binding; Wnt receptor activity. The transcript is spliced from 6 exons. Gene Ontology annotation, biological process: retina vasculature morphogenesis in camera-type eye; non-canonical Wnt signaling pathway; canonical Wnt signaling pathway.
UAUCAGGGAUUUUACCAGAAUGUAGGUGAUUUUUUAAAAAAUAUAUAUUUUAACUGAAAACUUUUUUUUUUUAAAUUUGUUUGCUCACUCCUCGCGCAGCUCUGAUUGAGUGGAUUUCUGUGUUGGGAUACUUGAACCUCCGAUACGCACAGGAGGGGGGAAACUGCACGCGCUCCUCUGAUCCUGCUGCUGGAGCCACAAACACGCGCCGCAGUUCGCAAAGGCGAUAACCCGGCUCGCGCGGAGUGCUUUCCACCAGAGACCCCCGCGUGUCAGCGUCCGCGGAGCAGGCUGCAGCCUGCCGGUGCUUCUCGGGGUGACCAUGCCCGGGGUGACGGCGCCGCUCCUGCUCGUGCUCCUCCUGUCCGGGCUGCGCGCGGCCGCGGCUUUCGGGGACGACGUGGAGGAGAUGACCUGUGACCCCAUCCGGAUCAGCAUGUGCCAGGGUCUCGGCUACAACGUCACCAAGAUGCCCAACCUGGUGGGGAACGUGCUGCAGUCGGACGCGGAGUUGCAGCUGACCACGUUCACGCCGCUCAUCCAGUACGGCUGCUCCAGUCAGCUCAAGUUCUUCCUGUGCUCGGUUUAUGUGCCCAUGUGCACGGACAAGGUUCCCAUCCCCAUCGGCCCCUGUGGAAGUAUGUGUCUGUCUGUCAAGCGGAAAUGCCUCCCGGUGCUCCAUGAAUUCGGCUUCAUUUGGCCAGAGGUGCUGAACUGCAGCCUUUUCCCUCCCCAAAACGACCACAACCACAUGUGCAUGGAGGGUCCCGGGGACGAGGAGCCCCCGUAUCAGCCUGUGCGCCACCCGCCCCACCAGGAGGAGUGCCAGGCCCUGGGCUCUGCGCCUGACCAGUACACCUGGCUCAAGCAGACGGAAAGCUGCACCCUGCAGUGUGGCUACGACAGCGGGCUCUACCGGCGAGGGGCCAAAGUCUUCACGGACGCGUGGAUGGCAGUGUGGGCCGUGCUGUGCUUCCUCUCUACCACGCUCACCGUCUUGACGUUUCUCUUGGACUCGCAGCGUUUCUCCUACCCAGAGAGGCCCAUCAUUUUCCUCUCGAUGUGCUGCAAUCUGUACAGCGUGGCCUACCUGGUACGACUAACCCUUGGGAGAGAACGCGUUUCCUGUGACUUGGAUGCUGCUGCCGUGCCAAUUCUGGUCCAAGAAGGCCUAAAGAGCACCGGCUGUGCCAUUGUCUUCCUCCUCCUAUAUUUCUUUGGCAUGGCCUCCUCGCUCUGGUGGGUGAUCUUGACCCUCACCUGGUUCCUGGCAGCUGGACUGAAAUGGGGCCACGAGGCUAUCGAAAUGCACAGCUCCUACUUCCACAUCGCGGCGUGGGCCAUCCCGGCCGUCAAAACCAUCGUCAUCCUCAUCAUGAGACUGGUGGACGCAGACGACCUGACUGGGCUUUGCUAUGUGGGCAAUCAGCAGCAGGAGGCGCUCACGGGCUUCGUGGUGGCACCACUGGCCACGUACCUUCUCAUCGGAACUCUGUUCAUCUGCGCAGGCCUUGUGGCUCUUUUCAAGAUCCGCUCCAAUCUGCAGAAGGACGGCGCCAAGACUGACAAGCUGGAGCGCCUGAUGGUGAAGAUCGGAGUGUUUUCUGUUCUCUACACCGUCCCAGCGUCCACCGUCAUCGGCUGCUACCUUUACCAGCUCUCCCAUUGGGGGGAGUUCAGGGCCAGCCCCCGAGACUCGUACGUGGCGUCGGAGAUGCUGCGAAUCUUCAUGUCGCUGCUGGUCGGCAUCACGUCGGGCAUGUGGAUCUGGUCGGCGAAAACCCUCCACACCUGGCAGCGCUGCUCCGCCCGCCUGCUCAGAGACAGCAGGGCCAGCCGGGGCGGGAAGCGGGCGCCGGGCGAGGGCUGGAUCAAACCAGGAAAAGGCAACGAGACAGUUGUGUGAGGAGGGAGAAAGAGAGAGCAGGACUGGAUUUAAGCUUCUCUCUCUCACAUGAACUCACUCUGGAAAAUGAAGGACGGAGAGGCCGAAGUGUCAAGAGAUGCGAGGGAGAUGAAGAAUGUGAUGCAGGAACGCAGCAGGACUUUUUAAGAAAAGCCUGAGGAUGUGAAGGCAUCACACGCGCUCCUGUCCAGUCGAGCUCUGCUUCAAGCAGAGCAGAGAAAGAGGGCCGAGUCGAACGCGAGCAGAAACUUCAGCCUCUCUACCUCCGAUCAACUGCUUCUCAGAGACGCGGAGAAAGUGACGAGAACAAGGAAAAAGAGAGGCGGACGCGCCAAUAUGCAGACGGGACACACCUAAAAUUUGUCGAGCACCAAGUCUACCUCUCUGUCUCCCCUUCCCCCAGAGCUCGCCGCAGAACAGACGGACUCUGGGAUACAGUAACACACGCCGCUGUCUAUUAACAGUCUUUUAUUUUUAUUUUUUUUUUAAUUUUACACUGGAGAUUUUACAGAUGUAGGCUGAAGUGCCCCUCAUCCAAUUAAUGACUUCAAAUCCCCUUCCACAUUGAAUUUGAAAUUUGUUUAAUGUGAAAGUCUGUUGUGGGUUUUGUUAAUGCCCCACAUGUUUGGGAAACCAGCACAAAGCUGCAAUAAUGCACUAUUAUAAUGUGAUAUGUGAAGUGUUGGGGCAGCAGUUGUGGGACUGAGAGCAAAUCACGAUACACCACAUUUGCAUCCACAGAGCGAAUGACGGGGGCAGUUAAGCGACUUGUCAUGAGCGCUGCAGAAAAAUGUCUUCAUAAGACUUAAUCUUGGGAGUACCAGCUGUGCCUUUUACUGCCUCAUAAAUUUGGAUGUGCUAAGGCAUCUGGGGAAGGUAAGCCUCUGUGUUUUUCCUUCAGCAGUCAAUGAGAAGCGCUGCGAACGUCUAAUGAUGUGUGCAGUCUUCCUGGAAACCGUGUACUGUAUAUGCUCCUGAGUUACCAUGAAAUCCAGGAAAUUUAAUUACUCCCUCUGCUCUUUUCCAAACACGGGAUCCCGGGGCAGGUUAAAGAAUUAGAGGUUAUUAGACAAUCAUGUGCCAAAAUCAUCAUGCAGUAACAAAGGAUGGUCACAGACAUGGUCAUAGUAAUACGAGGAUUUUCCAAAUAAUGCCGAGAAAAGCUUAAAAUCUUUUCACCUGAGGUGAAAUGCAGUAAUACACGUGAACUUUCUUAGCCUUUAAAUGUUGGAGAAUUUACUACGAAUGAAUGUAGGCUGAGUUUUUAUUUAAUUCCCUUGAGUUUUACCACUCUUGGCUGCGUUCGUACAUAACUGGAAAGUGGUAAACAGACUGAUCUCUCGGAGGGGAAGAUACAGUGAAAUGUUUCUCGGUGCAUCAUUUGUGCAUCUACAUUGGAAAUAGCAUUUCUUUACGAUGCACUCAAUGAAGACUGUGUUGAUCCAGUCAAUGUAGCUAGUUACCAAAAACCUUAGAAGUGACCUUCAUCAGUAAUACUGGACAUCAUCAUAUGAUCCAUGCAUUGGCUUAGAGACACAAUGACAACACUUCAUUGUCAUCAAUCUGCACAUUUUCACGGUGCAUUCCGAGUUGGCCAUUUCGUCUCAUCGUGUGAACGCUCCCGACUGUGAAACGAGACUUUCCCAGCUGGUGACUUCGUGAGUUCCCAACUGCACACACCAUAAUCCUGGAACGAGGCCACGGUGUUGAGAGUCAUGCCAUUUUCUGCAGGACGGGACAGAUGCAGAAGAGAAGGGCUCACGCUCAUCCAGAGGUUUCUCAAGCUGCAGCGUACGUCCGUGCAUGUGCACGUGAAUCAGUUUCCACAAAUGUAUUCUUCCUAUGUCCACGUUACGAUCGCCAUCCGGACCCUCUCUGUCACUGUCUGCGUGGACCUACAGCAUAUUUUUCUUCCACCGAAGUGGUCGUAGAAGCAGCGCAGUGAAACUGGCACCAUCAGUUAACAUGUCGGCCUCAUUGCUCCCCUGCCAAGCCGGCGUCUCGUUAGCCAUGUUUGAUGCAUGAAGGCUCAUUUCCCAGACAAUCAAGCCCUCCCCUGGAAGACUUUUUAGUUUUUUCUUGACAUAUUUUUCACAAUUUCAUGAAGGAUAGAGACAUGGCUUAUUGUCUCCUGCAUUACUUUUUAAUGGUUGCCAUUUUCACUCAUUUUUAAUUUGCCAUUUCUGUUUACAACCACAACAAAUAUGACCAUCCCAUCAUUUUGCUGGAUUCACCAAACUGUAACUGCUCCAGAGUGCCGUACCUUUGCCUGACAAUCUAACCGAGCUCUUGUCUCUCAGUGAGUCUGUGUGUGUUUAAAGCAGGUGCUGUGUGUCUCACAACAUGCCUCCUGGAUUUGAGUAGAUUAAUCCAUGUUCUGGUUCCCGGGGGGUAAAAUCUGUUGUCUUUUGUGUCAUCUCCGACCAGGUAGUGCCUCAUGCAGCAUGUCACAAAGAUUUUUUUAGCUCAGUGGUUUGACAUAUGUGGGGGGGGGGGGCGUCUGCUUUUCCCUGAAAUGUGGUAAAUAUAAACCUGUUUCCAUUCACACACACUUCUGGUGGUUCUAGUGAAACUUAGAACUU